This is a messenger RNA of Rhagoletis pomonella (apple maggot), 911 nucleotides long. RefSeq names its product farnesol dehydrogenase-like. Lineage: Eukaryota; Metazoa; Arthropoda; Insecta; Diptera; Tephritidae. The transcript is spliced from 3 exons. Gene Ontology annotation, molecular function: oxidoreductase activity. The record is from RefSeq and is a predicted model, not a curated record. Bases 60 to 911 code for a protein of 283 amino acids.
ACUUCCCAUUGGAAACACAGCUACUUUAAUUUUUUUUCUUCUACACAUUGGAAAUCAUAAUGGAACGUUGGCAAGGUCGUGUCGCUGUAGUUACUGGUGCUAGUUCAGGCAUUGGCGCUGCCACAGUCAAGGAUUUACUUAAAGCUAAUCUCGUUGUGGUGGGACUUGCCCGCCGACUGCAGCAUAUGGAAGAAUAUAAAGCUGAAUUGCCAGCUGAACAACAGAAACGGUUCCAUCCUUAUACAUGCGAUGUAACAUCACAGGAAUCGGUUGAUCAAGCAUUCAAUUGGAUUAUCAACGAAUUGGAUGGCGUUGAUAUAUUGGUGAAUAAUGCCGGCGUUUUUAAAACGGGUCAAGCUGUUACUUUGGAUCCUGUAGAGCUACAACAAGUUGUACAAACCAAUAUAAUGGGUGUGGUUUAUUGUACACAACGCGCUUUUAAAUCGAUGAAGGAACGCAAUUUUGACGGACAUGUGGUGAAUAUUAAUAGCGUUGCGGGUCACUCGGUAAUACCAAAUAUGAAUGUGUAUCCAGCGACUAAGCAUGCAGUAACAGCUAUUACUGAGGUAUAUCGCCAGGAAUUUAGAGGAUUGCAGACAAAAAUUAAAAUUACGGUGAGUAUACAGAAAAGUGGGGGGAAAGAUAAAUUAUUAAAGGGUUCAAUGAUCUUUACCAGUGUUACCAGAUGUGUCAAAAAAAAGAGCGUUAGCCCAGGUUUGGUCGAUACCGAAAUCGUUCCGGAGUAUUAUAAAAAAUCCGCUCCACCAAUGUUGAAGCCAGAAGAUGUUUCUAGCUGCAUUUUGUUCACCCUUUCGACACCGCCACACAUGCAAGUCCAUGAGAUCACGGUCUUCGUGGAUCCACGUAUUGCUAAGAAACCUCCCGAGGUCCUGUGGUUGAAUGCCAUAUAG